ACCCGGCGAAGUGGCGUAUGAAGAUGGUUUGUGCUGACGCGAAGAGGCUGGCAACAGUUGCCGUAGGAAUAAACGCCAUAGCCACCGUAGCUGUGACGACUGUUACCCACCAACACGACCAACUAAGAGUGGUGUGCCAAUGGCCACCCAAACCUAUGUAACAGAUCUACAGGCUAUGAACCCAGCCACAUUGCAAGUACAGCAAGCAUUUGGCUUAAAUCUUUCCACUGAUGGGGCAGCAGUAGUGAAAGCAACAACAGCCUCCGGUAGCAGUGUGCAGACAGCAUCCAACAAAGUGGCGCCCACAACAACCAUCAUCCAGCCUGCUCAGGCCCACUCCGGCCAGCAGUUCAUUGUCACCACAACAGUGGGUGAGCAGGUGGAGCAAGGGCAGGAGACUGUCACUUUGCAGGGAGGACAGACUGUAUAUCAGUCACAAGUACAGUACGUAGAUGGAUCUGAUCCAAGUAUCUACGCAACUACAAAUGGCCAAAUGCAAAACUAUCAGGACUAUGGACAGAAUGCAAUGUACACCCCAGUGUCUGGAACCUAUUAUCAAACAGCCCAAGGAACCCAGGUUGCCACUGGGAUCGUUCCGAUGGGAUCUGCUGUGCAGGCAGUACAGGGUCAACUCAUUCAACAGCAGGGAGGUACAUAUCUCAUCCAGGGGGGCACAAUGGAUGGGGAGGGCACCCCUCUAACCCACACAACCAGAGCAUCACCUGCCACGAAAUAUCACGGAGUUUAUGAAGUUCAAUGGCUGCUAGACAACUACGAGACUGCUGAGGGCGUGAGUCUGCCUCGGAGUACACUGUACUAUCACUACUUGCGGCACUGUCAAGAGCAGAAUCUUGACCCCAUGAACCCAGCAUCGUUUGGAAAACUUAUCAGAUCUGUAUUUUUGGGACUUCGCACACGAAGAUUGGGAACCAGGGGGAACUCAAAGUAUCAUUAUUAUGGUAUUAGAAUCAAGGCCAAUUCUCCUCUCAACCAGUUCACUGAUGACCAGACCAUGGCCAUGCGUCAGCAGCCAAUGUAUCAAAGCAAAAAGCCUAGCAACAGUAAGAUGGAUGGAUCUGAAGGUGAUACCAGCAGCCAGGGAAGUCACACACCUGGGUCACAGGAGACAAAUUCAUCUCAGCAGCAGCACCAGCAGUUCCUUGGUGAUGCAUCAACAGCCAUCCCAAACUUUGAGGACAUAGAUACAAGCAGUGACCCCCUUCCUGAUGGAGUCACCCCUGCAGAGAUCAGAACCUUUCAAAAGAUGUACAGAGAGCAUGCAGAGGCUGUAGUCGAUGUUGUUGUCAAUCUACAGUUCUCUCUCAUCGAAGCACUCUGGCAAGGUUUUUGGAGGAAUCAGCAAUCUGAACAAAAUAGUGCAGAAAAUGAAUUUGAGAAAAGACUGCCAAAAGAGAAGCUGUUCGCUUUGUGUAAAUAUGAACCUGUACAGAAAUAUGUGCGCAGAUCUGAUUAUGCUUUCUAUCAAGCAUUAGUGGAAGUAUUGAUUCCUGAUGUUCUCAGGCCUAUUCCCAGUUCUCUGACUCAGGCCAUACGAAACUUUGCCAAGAGUUUAGAAAAUUGGCUCAAGAGUGCCAUGGUAGAUGUGCCAGAAGAAAUGGUCAAAACAAAGGUUGGUGCUGUGAGUGCCUUUGCUCAGACGCUGCGACGCUACACAUCUCUCAACCAUCUGGCUCAGGCGUCGAGGGCUGUGCUACAGAACACGUCACAGAUCAACCAGAUGCUAACUGAUCUCAACAGAGUAGACUUUGCUAAUGUCCAGGAGCAGGCCUCCUGGGUAUGCCAGUGUGAAGAUGGCGUGGUGCAACAGCUCCAAGAGGACUUCAAGAAAACACUGAAACAACAGAAUUCACUGGAGCAGUGGGCUGUUUGGUUGGAGGGAGUAGUCAACCAGGUGCUCAAGCCACAUGAGGGGAGCCCAAACUUCCCUAAAGCAGCCAGACAGUUCCUUCUAAAAUGGUCAUUUUAUAGCUCGAUGGUGAUCCGAGAUCUAACAUUGCGCAGUGCAGCCAGCUUUGGUUCAUUUCAUCUGAUCCGAUUGUUAUAUGACGAGUACAUGUUCUAUCUAGUCGAGCACAAGGUUGCCAGGGCAACAGGAGAAACACCCAUUGCUGUUAUGGGCGAGGUGCGACAGUUCAUAGAUCUUAGCAGCGCCAUUGCCUUGAGCACACUGGAAUCUGAUAAACCUGCUGUGCCAUCCCCUAUGCGACACAGUGCAAACAAUGUGUCUACAUCAUCCAACUCCAACACGACUACUGUGAUGCUUGUAACAUCCAAUGCAGGCUCAGCAAAUAACAGUAGUAGUGUUGCUCCUACAGUUACAGUCAGACCCACAGCCAAUGGCCUUCCUGCAACAGGGACAUCCACAAGCAGUUCGAAUGCAAACACAGUGGUUGUGUUGUCGUCAACUGUAGCUGGAGGUGCCCCAGGAACCAAUACUAUUACUGGAGCUUCAGCGUCACUACCCACUGCUGUUACAGUGCGAGCUGCAGCAGCUGCCACUGCCCCAAACACAAAAACUCAUACCAUUCUUGUUAUGCCUGUAGCUUCAACAGCAACCUCAGGGGAUGUUACAGCUGCCAAACGUCUUAAAACAGAAUGAAGUCACUGUCAGAUUCUUUAUAUAUUUUUUCCAUGGUAACCCAUUGUGAUCAACUUUCUUUGAACUUGUGAUUUAGACAUGUGACAACCCCAGUUCCUCUAGAUUUUAUUUAUUGUCACAAGGGAUGAAGGUUCUAUUGAUGCAUUCAUCCUGUGUGAUGUAUUGAUAGCUUUAAGUAUUUUUUAUGCUGACGGUUAACACCAAGUUUAGAAAUUUGUGUUCAUUAGCUGUCAACAGUUGACAAAGUCACUAGGUAUUCUUAGUACUGUAGUGAUAGCUCCAAGAGAGGCCAUAUACUUUUUAACUUGAAGCUAGUGGCUUUGUUUUAUUUUGCUUUGUUCAGUCUUUUUUAUAUUAGUUUGUUACUUGCCUGAAGUUGAAGAGACAUUCCUUGCUUUUAGAUUACAGGUUUUGUCAGCUGAUUCGUCUGAUACAUGCUUGUUAUUAGUGGCAUAGACUGCCCACACCUACCCUACCCAAUCAGCUUCGUACAGUGUUUUAGAUGUGUACAGUGCUCCCUUCAGUCUUAAUGUACAUACUACAUUUAAGUAUUUUCUAUGUGUACAAAAGAUGAUUUAUAUUUUAUGUUGUUGAGGUUUGUGUGAAGCCCUGUGUGGCCAACUCCAGUAUUCCUCUAGGAUUGUACAUACAUGUUGUUAUUUAUAUGAUGAUUAUCUGCUGCUGCUGGGUUUAGCUGCAACACACCUAUGGCAGCUACCCUCCCAUUCACACGCACACACACACACAAUUACAAUCAGAAUCAUACAUAUACAUUCAAUUCAGUAAUAAAAACACACACAGUCACUGGUUUGUGAGAGUUCAUUGUAGGAAUGGGUCCUGAAAUGUCUGGAUGUCCCUACAUUAGGAUCAAAUGCAUUUGUUAACUGCCAUAUGAAGUCAUUUCAGAAAGACAAUGGUCCUGCAGCUGCUUACAUGCAGCAGGGGUGUCUAACCUGACUUCACUGCACAUUAUGUCAAUAACUCUCAGAUAUUUCUGUUGAUCUUCAUGUUACCCACUCCCUUUUAGAUCAUUUUUAAGCAGCCAGAUACAAAUCACUUUGCUAAAGAAAUGGCAUUUUGUGCUGACUAGUCAUGUAAGUCAGGAACUACUGGGCUAUUUUUCUGUCAAACGUUCAUCAAUUUGGAAUUGGUUUGUGCAUUAAUAUAAUGGUAAAGUAACUUUGUUAAGAAUUUUGUAAGGUAGACAUUGAUAAAAUCUCUGCCACAUUAUGCACCUUCAUUAUACAGAGGAAAUGGGAUGCUCAAGAAGUCAUUGAAUGGGAGUUUUCCAUUUUGAAAUUUGCCAAAUUCCUGUGUUGUAUCAGUCUUUCCUCAGCAGAUGGGGCACAUGUUUCCAUGACAUUUGUGUCUGUUGCUUGUGACAUUUGUUACAAUUAUCAAUAUUUAUGCUGUUUUGUAUAUAGAUAAAUUGAUGCAAACCUUGCUGCCAGUGUUGCUGAGUUGCUCCCCACUCGCUGCCCGCCAGCCGCCUGUUUCAUGUGUUCAAACUUACACCUAGGUGAUUGGUAACUGUACUGCUGUCAUACUCAAAUUGAAUUUGAUCUAUAAUAUAUUGAAGAAUGCAACAAAGUAUUUUUGUGAAUCAAAACAAUAAUUGUGUAAAAUGGCUAGAAAUAAAUGAAAUAUAGAUCUGA
This is a messenger RNA of Haliotis rubra (blacklip abalone), 4275 nucleotides long. RefSeq names its product DNA-binding protein RFX2-like. Gene Ontology annotation, biological process: regulation of transcription by RNA polymerase II. The transcript is spliced from 18 exons. The record is from RefSeq and is a predicted model, not a curated record. Gene Ontology annotation, molecular function: RNA polymerase II cis-regulatory region sequence-specific DNA binding; DNA-binding transcription factor activity, RNA polymerase II-specific. Bases 140 to 2620 code for a protein of 826 amino acids. Lineage: Eukaryota; Metazoa; Mollusca; Gastropoda; Lepetellida; Haliotidae.